Messenger RNA from Elephantulus edwardii (Cape elephant shrew), 696 nucleotides. RefSeq names its product 60S ribosomal protein L10a-like. NCBI's taxonomy places the organism in Eukaryota, Metazoa, Chordata, Mammalia, Macroscelidea, Macroscelididae. The transcript has 2 exons. The record is from RefSeq and is a predicted model, not a curated record. Bases 1 to 696 code for a protein of 231 amino acids.
AUGAGCAGCAAAGUCUCUCGUGACACCCUCUACGAGGCGGUGCGGGAAGUCCUGCACGGGAACCAGCGCAAACGCAGAAAGUUUUUGGAGACUGUGGAGCUGCAGAUCAGUUUGAAGAACUAUGACCCUCAAAAGGACAAGCGUUUCUCGGGGACCGUCAGGCUAAAGUCCACCCCACACCCCAAGUUCUCUGUGUGUGUUCUUGGGGAUCAGCAGCACUGUGAUGAAGCCAAAGCUGUGGAUAUCCCCCACAUGGACAUCGAAGCGCUGAAAAAACUCAACAAGAAUAAGAAGCUGGUCAAAAAGCUGGCCAAGAAGUAUGAUGCCUUUUUGGCCUCCGAAUCCCUGAUCAAGCAGAUCCCAAGAAUCCUAGGUCCAGGGCUGAAUAAGGCUGGCAAGUUCCCUUCUCUGUUGACCCACAAUGAGAACAUGGUGGCAAAAGUAGACGAGGUGAAGUCCACCAUCAAAUUCCAGAUGAAAAAGGUCCUGUGUCUGGCAGUUGCUGUUGGCCAUAUAUGCCGACUGCACAUCACUAUGGACUACACUAUCGCUAUGUCAAAUAGCCGCUCAAAACAGAGUUCAUGGAUAAAUGUGGAGCUCGCCAGUCUUUUGUCUGGUAUGGAUCAGCAGAAGGCACUCAAAUGUGACCAGAAAAAUGGGCUUCUGAACAGGGUGCUGGGCGUGAGGUGUCAUUGA